CUAUCUCCUUCAUUCAUGCAUGUAGAACAUGAGCUUUUUAUUGAGAACUUUAGGAUUUCAGCUGAUUGUAUUUGUAUUCAGGUGAUAGAAGCACAGGUUGAUAUGCCUGUUGUUGGAGCUAUAACUUUGUAUGUAUCUCUUCUGACAUUUACUCUUCGUGUCCAUCCGGAUCGGCUUGAUUAUGUGGAUCAAGUGCUGGGAGAUUGUGUUAAGAAACUUUCUGGAAAACCAAGACUUGAAGAUAGCAGAGCAACAAAGCAAGUUGUUGCACUUCUAAGUGCUCCUUUGGAGAAAUAUAAUGAUAUUGUGACUGCUCUGAAUCUUUCAAACUAUCCUCGAGUGAUGGAUCACCUUGACAAUGCUACAAAUAAAGUCAUGGCAGUGGUUAUUAUUCAAAGCAUUAUGAAAAAUAACACUUGCAUUUCAACUGCUGAUAAGGUUGAGGCAUUGUUUGAACUAAUAAAGGGGCUUAUAAAGGAUUUGGAUGGGUCUCCUGUUGAAGAGCUUGAUGAAGAGGAUUUCAAGGAGGAGCAAAAUUCUGUGGCUCGUCUUAUUCACAUGCUCUAUAAUGAUGAUCCUGAGGAGAUGUUAAAGAUUAUAUGUACUGUGAGGAAGCAUAUUCUGGCUGGAGGACUAAAACGACUGCCUUUCACUGUUCCUCCUCUAAUUUUUUCUGCCCUUAAGUUGGUCAGGCGAUUGCAAAGUCAGGAGGGUGAAGUUGCUGGAGAAGAUGAACCCGCAACUCCUAAGAAAAUUUUUCAGCUUUUGCAUCAGACUAUUGAGGCUUUGUUAUCUGUUCCAGCACCUGAACUUGCGCUGAGAUUGUACUUGCAGUGUGCUGAGGCUGCCAAUGACUGUGAUCUUGAACCCAUUGCAUAUGAGUUUUUCACCCAAGCGUUUAUCUUGUAUGAAGAAGAAGUUGCGGAUUCAAAAGCACAGGUAACUGCAAUCCACCUAAUAAUAGGGACUCUUCAGAGGAUGAAUGUAUUUGGUGUUGAGAACAGGGAUACGCUCACACAUAAGGCCACAGGGUAUUCAGCAAAACUUUUAAAGAAACCUGAUCAGUGCAAAGCAGUUUAUGCAUGUUCGCAUCUCUUCUGGGUCAAUGAACAGGAUGGUGUCAAGGAUGGAGAAAGGGUCCUGCUGUGCCUAAAGCGUGCAUUAAGGAUUGCAAAUGCUGCUCAACAGAUGGCCAAUGUGACAAGGGGUAGCAGUGGACUAGUCACACUCUUCAUUGAAAUACUAAACAAGUAUCUUUAUUUCUUUGAGAAAGGGAACCUUCAGAUCACUAGUGAAGCAAUUCAGGGCCUGAUCGAAUUAAUCACGACAGAGAUGCAAAGCGAUACAACAACAUCAGAUCCAUUUGCAGAAGCAUUUUUUGCCAGCACAUUGCGAUACAUUCAGUUCCAGAAACAGAAAGGUGGUGCAAUGGGUGAAAAAUAUGAGCCCAUCAAGGACUGAUUUGCAUGAAGGUAGACAUUUCCAGGAUGUAAAGCUGCGGCUAGUUGUGUUGUGAGGGGUACAGAAUGAUUCUAAGGCUUGGUUUCUGUUCUCCUCCAACAAAAUGAAAGAGCUUUUUCAUUUUGCCUUUUCUCCAUUUUCUUUACAAAGUGAAACAUCUCUGUGGACAGAAGGGGUGAGGACCCCAAAAGUGAAAAGAAAGGUUGUACCUUGUACUGAUCCAAUGCAGUGUGCGCUGUUGUCGGCAUUGUGAGUCUUUGGUGGGGAAGUAUGUAUCCUUUCUCUGCUGUUGCCACUCACACUGAGUUUUGUUGGUAAUCUCUCUCUUUGUUGGGGAACUAUGUAUCCUUCCCCUGCUGUUGCUAGUCCCGCACCGAGACAUCAUGAAUGACCUUUAACUAUUUGAAGGUCAAAACAUUGUUUUCUUCUCCUUCCCCACCCCUCUCCUCUCUUUAACUUGAUUUUUACCCCGUUCAAAAGGUUACCAUGGUAGGUUGAUGUUGUAAAGUGACUUCUUAUACAAGGUUCAGUGUAUAACAGAAAGGGCAGUUAAAAGAUGAUUCUUCUGU
Messenger RNA from Telopea speciosissima, 2030 nucleotides. RefSeq names its product vacuolar protein sorting-associated protein 35B-like. Gene Ontology annotation, biological process: retrograde transport, endosome to Golgi; intracellular protein transport. Gene Ontology annotation, cellular component: retromer complex; retromer, cargo-selective complex; late endosome. Lineage: Eukaryota; Viridiplantae; Streptophyta; Magnoliopsida; Proteales; Proteaceae. The record is from RefSeq and is a predicted model, not a curated record. The transcript is spliced from 12 exons. Bases 16 to 1461 code for a protein of 481 amino acids.